Rhododendron vialii is the source of this 845-nucleotide messenger RNA. Its product is annotated as DNA glycosylase/AP lyase ROS1-like. The coding region runs from base 98 to 490 and encodes 130 amino acids. NCBI's taxonomy places the organism in Eukaryota, Viridiplantae, Streptophyta, Magnoliopsida, Ericales, Ericaceae. Gene Ontology annotation, biological process: DNA repair. The transcript is spliced from 3 exons. Gene Ontology annotation, molecular function: DNA demethylase activity; DNA N-glycosylase activity. The record is from RefSeq and is a predicted model, not a curated record.
CCAGGCCUCCUCUGCUGUCAACCUGGAUUAUGUAGAGUGGAAUAAAGUUAGAUCUGUGAGUGUUAGAGAGAUAUCUAAAGUCAUCAAAGAAAGAGGGAUGAACAACAAACUUGCUCAAUGGAACAAGAAGUGCCUUGAUCGUAUAGCUGGCGAGCGAAAAGGCAUUGACCUGGAGUGGUUAAGAACUGCUGAAUCUGACAAAGCAAAGAAUUACUUGAUGAGUAUUCAAGGUUUGGGAUUAAAAAGUGUAGAAUUCGAACGACUUUUGACUUUAAGGCAUCUGGCAUUUCCAGUAAGACCUUAUCACCUUUACAAUGUAAAACCUCAAUGUAGUUCACAAGUUCUAUCGACGUGCCCUGAUUUGUUUCUUGAAAAGGUUGACACCAACGUUGUUCGGAUAGUAGUUCGCCUAGGAUGGGUUCCCAUUGAAUUACUACCAGAGGGAAUUCAGAUGCAUCUUCUGAAAAAGGAAGGACCAUUUACCAAUUAGUUAAUACAUAAAAUUACCGUAAACCAUAGCAGAAUGCUGAUGUUGUUCUCAUUUCAGAUCCGUAAGGCGAACUCCAUUAAUGAAUAUCUAUGGCCAAUAUUGGAGGACACCUUUGAUCAUGAAACAAUGUAAUUUCACUUUUUGCAGAAAAAAUUUCCUCAUUAGUGGAUUUGUGCUAGGCUCCAAAGGAUUUCUCAUUGACUAAAAGAUCAGCUAGAACUCCAUACUAAUUUGAUGAAUUGUGUAAUGCAGGUACGAACUACAUUAACUGAUUACCUUUGGAAAAGUAUGCUUCCGCAACUUUAAAUGCAUGUUCCAGUAUCACAUUUUCCUCAAGUAUAUUUUUUCAUCAAUG